UCCACUUAAAGUUAUAGCAAGAGAAGGGAAGGAUUUCCAGACAAUGAAUUGAUAAAUGCGCAAGUACAGAACAUUUUGACAACAACAAGUUGUUAUCCAUGGAAGGGGAAAAGUAAAUAAGAAUGUGUAGCAGAGAGUCUUUAUCCAGACGGUGUGUUCUGGUCAAACAAGUACCAGAGGGGGUGGAGGAUGAUUGUGUCCACAGAAUUCGUGGUGUAGAAAAGUCCCACCGCCAUAAUGAACUCAGUAUUGGUAAUGGAGAAGUCAGAUGGAUUGUGUUGAUGAGAAGCGAUGACGAGGCAGACAAACUGAUAAGGGAUGGCCAUGUUACUUUGGAUUCUGGUGGACAGAAGUUGGAUCUUCCAGUUGGAGGUUGUCCAGAAUGUAUUAUUCCAGAUGAUUGGGUGGAGAAUACACCUACAAGAGCUAGUUUGUCUUUUGAUGAUGAGGGGCUACAAGACAGUAUAGGAAUGGCGAGUAUAAGAUGUAGAGAAAAUCGAAGCAAAAGCCCUGGUGAAGGGGUGACACGAGACUCAGUGCUGCAAGGUUCAGAUGAUUAUGUAAAAGUGCCAAAACCAAUAUCAGCAGAAAAGCCAGAAGAAACAGAAAGUACAGACAAAUAUGUCCCUACAUUUGUCAUUCCUGCUAUAAGUUCUCCAUACAGCCAAUUAAACCAGUCAGACCAUGGUGAUUCCCAUCUCUACUCUAGUCUCCAGUCACAAUAUUCAGAGGAAGUGGAGUUUGACAAUAUAAAAUCAACUGAAGAGACACAAACCUACACACCCCGUCCACCUUCACCAAGGGCGGAUAACUCUCUACCAGCAAAGAACAGAGAUGAAGUCAAUAUGAAGAUUUCUAUUACUUCCAAGAGUAGAGCUGAUGAAGACAGCCCUUAUCAAUCUAUUAAUGAGGCUGCAGUAAGGUCACAACUAGGUCAUGAUGAACCCCCUCCUCUACCCAAUAGACUUGGUAGAUCUGAGAGCCGGGAAGUGCCCAAUUUGACUUAUAUUGAACCGGUGUCAAGGAAUGGGAGUCACUAUGACCAACUACAGUCAGUUGUACAUUCAAAGCAGUCAAAUGAUAAUCAUGGAUCUUGGCUAAGUUCCCAGGAAAAUUCACCCGGUAAAUUUCCUGUUAAUUCUCCGUCUGCUGCUUCUGGUGAUAAUAUUGUGAAAACAGGAAGUGGUGAUCGUGGGGAUUCCCCUCCUGUGCCUCAGAGACUAAACAGAACUCACAGCAGCGGAGUGUCCUCUUCAACAUACAUUGAGCCUGUGUAUACAGGACAGGUCCAAUCUACACCAAGAACCAAGCCUGAUAUUCCACAACCAGGGUUAAAAUCAGGACAAGGCCAUUCACAAGCAUUUGUAAGAAAUUCAAUAGAAAAUACUCCCAACAGUGGAUUUCCAAUGAAUUCUCACAUAGAUUCAAACAAGUUUCCACAUAAUGCUGAAAACAAAACAGAACAUGUGCCUAGUUUUGGCAGAGACUCUAGUAACACUGAUCAGGUGACCUCACCUGUGUUAAAUGAUCAGAGGAUACAAGGUAGUCAGGCACAGCAAGGGCAGCUUGACCAGAGAGUAAUGCACAGAGACUCUGGGAGUCCUAUUGUAAGACACCAAGAGCCUGGUUAUCAAAGAACACCAAACCAAGAGUCAGGUGGUCCAAGAGAAAUAAAUCAGACAGCAGGUUUACAGACAGAGAGAGCCCAAGGAAUAGAAAAUCAGACACCAAGAAAUAGAGAAACAGAAAGUAGUGAUGCAUUAUAUCAGAAUGUUGAAUUGUUCAGAAGGUUGGAGCAAGGUCCAACUCCAGGUUUUAUGACUGCAGCACAAGGACAAGUUGGUAGUAUGAUGAAUCCACAACACCAACUUGGUGUCAUGCCACCAGAACAACCUAAUAGCAUGAUGAAUCAACAAAAUCAAUAUCAAGGUAUGAUGAAUCAACAUCAUGGUAUGAUGAGUCCACAAAAUCAACAUGGUGCCAUGCCACCAGGAUUUAUGAUGGGACCACAAACACCCAACCAGCCAAUUCAAGGCUUUCUGCCAUUUAUGUAUCAAGGUUUUCGACCACCUUUUUUCCCUUUUCAGCAGCUGCCAGCACAAGAAAAUAUGGUCCCACCUACUGAAGAAAGAAUUCCAAUGCCAGAACCAGAGUUACCUCCACCUUCUACAGAGGGGGAGAAGCAACCAUCCACCAGGAGGAGAAGUAAAGAGAAAGUAGAGAAACAAUCUCCAGACAGGAGGGGUAAAGUGAAAGUAGAGAGCACAGAGAGACCCUUGUCAGGUGGAUCAGAGGAAAGGGCACCUGCACAGGAGGAGGAGGAAGAAACUGAAGAGGAAACAUCAUUUGACACAGUCAAAGUAAGAUUAAGGAAGCCAAUGUCACAGGAUGCCAUAGAGAACUAUUUUGAGAAUACAAGGAAAUCUGGGGGAGGAGAUAUCGAGUCUUUUAAAGUCAUUAAGGAAGAGGACGAACAAAUCAUUGAAGCUUUGAUCACAUUUAGACAAUCUAGUGAUGCAAAGUCCUGCUUGGAGAGAAAACACACAAUAAGUGGACAGAAUUUAACAGUAGAAAAAUACGAUGAAAACGACCCUGAAAAGUGGGAGAUUAAUAAAGUUCUGGUGAGCAGACUCAACCCAGAGACAACUGACGACACACUGAUGAAUUAUUUGGAGCCAGUUGCUGGGGUGGAUCCGUUAGAGGUGGUGCGAGGAUCUGAACCAGAUUCAGCUAUAGUAGUAUUUGAUGAGAAACCAGAUUUUUCAAAGAUGUCAAAACGCUGCAAGUCCAAAAAACUUGAGGGCAAAACAGUCUUUAUACAAAUGGUGGAGAAAUGCAGAUCAGUGUAUGCUCAAGACAUUGAUGAAAGCAUCACAUAUGACACGGUGGAGAAUUUCUUUUGUAACAAGAGAAGGAGUGGGGGUGGAGAGGUGGAGGAGGUGGAUUACCAUCCAGAAGAUGGAUACUGUGUGGUUCUGUUUGAAAAUCCAGAAGAUGCUGAGAAUGUGGCAUCAAGAGAAAAGUUUACAAUAAAUGGAAAAGAAAUAAGAGUUCAAAUGUUGUAUUCUCAACUAGGGUUGCCAGAACAACCAAUUAACUGGGGUGACUUGCCCUCCAUUAUUUAUCCUUGUGAAAAGCACUUCAUAAAAUUUGUCAAGAAUUGUGAGAUUGUAGCCAAGGAAAUUGACAAGACAAUGCAGCAGAAAUUUGUAAAAGUUGAAUGGCCGAAAUCCAAAUCAGACUUUAAUGUGAAGCUGUUAUGCUCAGUAACUAAAGAGGUGGAAAAUGCCAGAGGUAUUCUGAAAAAAUGGAAAGAAGAAGCCGAGAAAAGCAUGGAAAGCUUGGUGGGCAAAUAUGCAGUUCAAAAACACUCGAUUUUACCAGAAGCAUGGGAGAAUUUUCUGGAAAAGCUAAAAAUGCUAAAUAUUGAUCACCCAGAAAAAGUAGCUGUUUCAUUGGAAGCCAAACAACAUAUAGUAGUUGUUGUUGGAUUAGAGGAAAAUGCAGAGGCCUUGACGAGAAAAAUCCUAGAUAUAGUAAGGACAGAGGAAUUGAAAAUAAAAACCCAGAAAGAGAAGAUUGAGAAAAAAGUUCCUUUAGAUUUUCACAAAUGCCAGCAACUAUGGAAAACACAGUAUCAGAAGAAGAUUAAGGCACAAUUUCCAAAUGUUGAUAUGAAUAUUGAGAUUGAUAAAAAAGAAGUAAACUUUUCAGGGAAAUCUAGUGAAGUGAAUGAGGCCAUGAUAAAAAUGCAUGAAUAUUUGAUGAAUACAAAAUCAAAGUCUUUAAGGAUAUCCAAAGGAAGACAUGAAGUGUUAAAAUCCAAGGAUGUGAGAGAUUCGUUUCUUGCAGAAAUGAAAGCAAAAAACAACAAGGCUGUAUGGAAUGUUACAGAAGACAAAGUGGAAAUGACAUCAUCAAACAUGAAAAUGGUGGAAGAGGCCUUGAAAGUUUUUGAAGAAUUCAUACCAGAGAAAGCAAUAAAAGUAAAACAGUUAGUGAAAGUUUUGACUAGACAUGAAUGGCAGGCUUGUGUCAAGAAGUUGAGAGAUACACAUGGUGAUAAAAUGUGUAUUUUGUCGUCUGCUUCUGAAGUACAUGUCACUUCCACAAAAGAUAUUUUUCAGCCUGUAUGUACAGAAGUAGAACAGGUUUUGGAGGAAUGUUCCAAAAAAUGUGCUGUUGAUAAAAAGCAUGUCAGAUUGACAGAAGCACAGUUUAAUUACGUGAAAUAUUUUGGAGACAAAGAGAUGAAGAAGUUGACAGAAGAAGCCAAAGAGAAAGAUUUAAAAAUUACCAGAAAUCAAGAGGACCAUUCUAUAGACAUCAGUGGGAAUGAUGAAGAUGUCAAAAAAGCCAAGGAAGAGUUGAUGAAGUUGGUUAACAGACUAAGUGAAGACACCUACAGUAUAACCAAACCUGGAGCGAAGGCCUUCUUCAACUCAGACAAAGGACGGGAAGCCAUUAAAAGAACAGGCAAAGCCACUUCCUGUAUUAUAAUGAACAAAGAAGGAGGGAGACAUAAGAAAGAAGAGAGAGGAAGUGGGUCAUUUGAAAGGCAUGGUGCAAGGUCAAGGUCAAAGUUUCCAGUCAAGAUGGCUGAAUGUGAUUUACAUAUCAGUGAGAAAAAGUUGAUUGUUAUGAAAGGGGAUGUAACCAAGUUGAAAGUUGAUGUCAUUGUGAAUGCGGCCAAUGGAGAUUUAGAUCACUGUGGGGGUCUGGCUCUGGCCAUUUCUAAAGCAGGAGGUGAUUCAGUACAGAAAGAAAGCAAAGACUACAUCAAAUCUAAUGGAACUGUUUCCGAUGGAGGGGCCAUCCCAGCAAGACCUGGUUUUCUGCCCUGUCAAAUGUUAAUCCACGCUGUUGGACCACAAUGGCAAGGUGGAAAUAACGAAGAGGAAAUAAAACUCAGACAAGCCAUAAUGAAAUGUUUGGAACUAACAGACAGGAAUGAUUACUCCUCCAUAGCCAUCCCUGCACUCAGUGCUGGUAUUUUUGGGUAUCCCGUGGAUCAAUCUGUUGACACUAUUGUCAGUUCUAUUCAGUUUUACUUCAAAUCCAAGGAGGGAAAGUCCUCCAAGAUAAAGGAGAUCUAUUUCUGUGAUGUGGACGAUAAGAUCGUAGACGCAUUUAUCAGAUGUUUGAAGAGGAAGAUUGGACAGGACGUGAAAGAAUUUGAUGGAGGUGAAGGUAACCAAUCACCAUCUAGAGAUGAAGAUUCCGAUGAGGAGGCUCAUGGGAAAAGGAGGAGCUCUUCAUCAUUUGAUAGAAAGAAGGGGAGAAAGUCAUCAGGUGAUAGAGAGAAGGGGAUGAAGAUAAAAGUUAUCAGUGGAGAGUUGGCUAAAAUGAAGGUGGGUUAUAAAUUAUCUAGUAACACAUUUGUAUUGUGUAGUUUGAAAUUAAUUCUGUCCAUUGGUAACAUAUCCAAGAGUUUGAGCAGAGCUGCUGGUGAAUCUCUCCAAGACGAAUGUGAUACAAAGUACAAAGAUGGAAUAGCGCCAGGAAAGGUAGCCAUUACAAAGGGAGGCGACCUCAGGUGUAGACAAGUGUAUCAUGGGACGAUCAAAAGAUGGGACCAUUGGAAAGGGGAUGCUCUAGGGAAGUUAACAGAUUUUGUAAACGAAUGUUUAAGACUAGCAGACAUGAACCAGAUGAGUUCUAUUGCCUUCCCCGCCCUAGGUACAGGCAGACUGGGCUAUCCACCAGAACAAGCUGCCAAGACCAUGUUCAGAUGUUGUAGAGAAUUCCACAGUAGAAAUAGAGACACCAGUCUGAAGGAAAUAUUAUUUGUGAUUUUCUACAAAGACGCAGACAUUCUUGAGGCAUUCAGAAAAGAAAGUGAAAGUGGAGGUGCGGAGACAGGUCGUCCUGACUACAACAGACACAGGAGAGAGAGAAUGCCAUCCUCCGAUGCAGGGAGUGGUGAUGGAAGGAGGAAAAUAAAUAAACUGAACGUAGAGGUCAGACAAGGGGACAUAACUAAGGAGAGAACUGACGCCAUUGUUAACAGUAUAACAGGAAGUCUGGAUUUAACUAAAGGUGCUGCCUCUAAAGCCAUUCUAAAUGCAGCUGGAGACAGAAUACUGACUGAAUGUAACAGGGGAGCCCAGUCUUUCUCAUCAGAAGGCUAUGUUGUUACCUCAGGAGGGAGGAUGGGUUGUAAGUACAUCAUUCAUGUGAAGGCUCAAAGAUCAGCUGAGGAAUGGGAGCGGAUGGUGGCCAAGGCACUGGCUCAUGCUGAUAAGACAGGGUGUAGGUCCAUAUCCUUCCCAGCUCUAGGAACAGGAGUGAGAAACAGUGAUCCUGCAGAUAUUGCCAAACACAUGUUUAAAGCCAUGAGGAAGUUUUCACCAGAGAAUCUGGAGACAGUGCGGGUGAUUGUUUUCCAGAGAGACAUGGUGUCAGUAUUCCAGUCCUCACUGGAUAAUCUCCCCCAAGGAGCUUUCACACAGUUGAAGGAUUAUGUCACUGGAAAAAUCAAAGAUGUCAUUGGGUCAGAUGAGGAAGAAGAUGAUAAUAAUACUAGCAGACCAUGGCGUGGACAUAACAAUCAUGGCCAUGGAUAUAGAGGUCAAGGACAUGGUCAAGGUCACAAUGAUGAAAGGAUUACUUUCCUGAUUCUCUCUAACUGUAAAGAAAACAUCAAUAAAGCCAAAAUUAACUUGGAAAGAAUACUUAAGAGUGAAUUUGAAAGGAAAGAAAUUGAUGUGUCAAAAUACACAUUUAGUAAUAGCCAGAUUGACGAAAUUAAAAGACUCGCAAAAGACACUAAAAUCAUAGUCAAAGAAGGAAAAAUUGAACUGCAGGGAACAACAGCAAAUGUAAAUGAAGCAGCUGUAGCUAUUUAUCAAUAUCUACAUGAGGUCAAGGACAAAGAGAGUGCUAAAACAGUCCAGAAAUACGUAAAAUGGCAGUAUGAAGUCUCAACUGAUAAAUGGUCAACGUUUAGAGACGAUGUCAACUUGCAGAUAGAGAAUGCGCACCAGGCCAGAAAGGAUUCCUGUACCGUUAAAGACAACAGAGGAACUGAAUAUGUUAUUGACUUUAAAAAGAUGGAGGAGUAUGAGAAAAAUAAUUAUAAGAAAAAGUACAAGAUAAAACGAGUAGAUAAAGGUGCUUCCUCUGUUGGGCUGCCAGCCAAAUGGGUUCCUAUGAAGAAUCACCAGACAAUGGUUGAGAUCACCUUAAAACCUGGGGAUAAUGAGUACAAGCAGGUCUUGUCAAAGUUUAACGCCUCUAGUCAAGGAUCUGUGUCAGUAUCAGAGAAAUUAUACAGGAAGCUGAAGACUCAGUUAUCUGCUUCGUACGAGAUUUCAGACAUAGUAGAGAUACGGAGAGUGCAAAACCCAUAUCUGUAUCAGCAGUAUGCGGCAAAGAGGAAGGAAAUUCAAGUAAAAAAUGGGAAAGAUCCUGAGCAAUGGUUGUGGCAUGGAACCUACCCAGAAACUGUAGACAAAGUCAUUAAUAAUGGAUUUAAUAGAAGCUACUGUGGGCGACAUGGUACAUCAUAUGGUGCUGGUGUCUACUUUGCUGUGAAUGCUUCCUACUCCCUCGGUUAUUGUAAAGCUGACUCUAACGGACACAAACACAUGUUCUCCGUCCAAGUCGCCACUGGCGAUGCUUGUAGAGGAAAUGGUGCCAUGAAUGUACUGCCACCAAAAGCAGGUGCAGGAAGUCAUGUGACUUACGAUUCUGCUUCCGAUAAUCCUAGCAAUCCUGUGAUGUACGUGAUAUUUCAUGACAGUCAAGCCUACCCGGCUUAUCAUAUAAUCUUCAGAUAAUCCAGAAGGCUUUAAUUUCUUAUAGGUAUACGGAAAACGCACAAAGUGCAUGGAUCGUUAUGACAUAUCCAGUGCAAUUACCAUUGCAAAUUUCAAUUAUUAUAAAUUAUUUUCAAUUAUGUGUACUGUAAUUGAAAUCAUAAUAACAUAAAUGAAAAAUAUCAUCAAGUAAUAAAAUGAGUUCUUAGAAAAAUCACUAUGUGCAUUUAAGAUACUUUAUUGUAAAUGAUUGUACCCAGUGCAUGUAUAUGAAAUUUACAAGAAAGAAAGACGUUUUCAUUUUAUAUCAAAAGGCACUAUCAAUUAAAUAAAGUGGAACUGUAUGGAUUAUAAUCAAUUGCCCAUGUUUUAAAACUGCAUUUAUUUUUGCUAAAACUUUUAAAAUUCAGAAGAGCUUAUGGAUUGACCAAAUGUCUGUUUUCCAUCUGUCCCUAAGCAGUUUUUCCUCCAAAAUUCUUUUUCUUUCAUUAAAAUAUUUUGACAAAUGUUAUUUAAGGGAAAUGAGAAACAAGAAAAUUAAGGAAAAGAGACUUCUGAUUUCCUUAGUUCUGAUAUGAUUGCAAUUAAACUUGAUACCCUAGACUUGACUAUGUGAAGAUAUAGUAUAUAAAAAUUAAUGAUUGUUUUUGUCAUGCUUUUAAAAAAGGAAAUAAAAUUUUUGGUAAAUCCUUCGAAUUGCCAAACUUUUUUCAAGUUUUGGUGCCUUUUAUUUAAACUUGAUGUCAUUGAAAAAAAAAAACAUAGGUCUUUACACCUCAAAAAAGUUUAGUGAAGGGGCCAUUUUUUCUACUUCACUGUGAUAAAUACAAAUCAGUAGAGCUACAGUCUCAUCAAAACCUCUGUGAAGGACAUUCAUUCUUUGAUUUCGAUUUUAAAACCAAUUUUGCCUUGAGCAUGUGAUAUUUUAGUGCAAUUCUCUUUCUCUCUAUACUAAAUAACUGAAAAAAUACACUUUUAUAUAAGUUUUAUGUCAAUCAGACCAACUUUAAAAUAAUGUUUCCUUGCCCUCUCCCGACUCAGGGUGAAAAAAAAAAUCAGAUCGGUAAUGAGAAUUUUUUUUACAAAAGUUUUAAAUCAAAUUCAAAUGCUGAAUUUUCAAUAUCUAUUUUCAUGAAUGCUUUGAAAAAUAGGCCUAAUUGCUUCCUGAAGGAAAAAAAAAGUUUUGCGUCAGGCAUGCAAUUUUUGUCGGGAGAGGACAACCAAACGUUUUUUUUUAAAUGACCUCUUGUACACAGGUACUCGUGGACAGAAUUAUCCCUAACUCACCCCCUUUUUUUCAAUACUAAAAAAAUCUGAUUUUUUAAAAUAAAAUCACAGAAAUAUAUAUCAUUUGUAAUUUCUAUUCACAGUCGUUUCACGUACAUAGAUAAAAAAACGACUGUGAAUUGCAUAUGAUUGAUAUAUUUCUUGAUUUUCAGAUAGAAACAUAUUGGAUUAAGUUGUCAGAGAUUAGAAUUGAAGAAAAAAAUAUUAGAUUUCUUUUUAAUAUUUGAAAAUAAAAAGGGUUGGGGGGGGGUAUGGAUGAUCCUGUCCACGAGCAUCUGUGCUCCUGUAUUAUUGUGUAUUGUAGAUUUAUUUUUGUUGAAAUAUGUUUUAGUUUGAAAAAAAAAUUUGUUAUUGUUUAUGAACUGACAAAACACUAGUAUAAAGCGUAGCAUCAAAGUGUAUUUUCAUAGUCUCUCUCUUAUCUUAAAUUGAUACCC
Molecule: messenger RNA, 9484 nt
Organism: Saccostrea cuccullata (small rock oyster)
Lineage: Eukaryota; Metazoa; Mollusca; Bivalvia; Ostreida; Ostreidae
Product: protein mono-ADP-ribosyltransferase PARP14-like
Exons: 25
Coding region: 123-7781 (2552 amino acids)
Biological process (GO): protein poly-ADP-ribosylation; negative regulation of gene expression
Cellular component (GO): nucleus; cytoplasm
Molecular function (GO): NAD+-protein mono-ADP-ribosyltransferase activity; transcription corepressor activity; NAD+ poly-ADP-ribosyltransferase activity
Source: RefSeq, a predicted model, not a curated record